Molecule: messenger RNA, 1845 nt
Organism: Eremomyces bilateralis CBS 781.70
Lineage: Eukaryota; Fungi; Ascomycota; Dothideomycetes; Eremomycetales; Eremomycetaceae
Exons: 4
Coding region: 1-1845 (614 amino acids)
Source: RefSeq, a predicted model, not a curated record
AUGGUUGUUACUAAACAGUUUAUCGUCACUUUUAUAGCCGUGCUUGGAUCUAUCAUUGCCUUUUAUGGACGAGCUCCAUUAUGGCACGCUAGCCUUUCUCAUGGACCGAGUCGCGGUCAAAUCGUCUCUCGAGAGGCUCCCCUGUUGUUCGACGACGAUACGCACAAUGAAUCCAGCUUCGAGGGCCAUAAUAUCUCCCGACUUGCUUUGGCUCUAGACUGGGAUUCUCUGCGUGCGAAAGGGGCAAAACAAAACUGUUUCUAUCCGAUGACAAUUGCGGAACUGGACAAGGCGCAGAGAUGGCCAAACGAACCCAAUUUCGGGUAUCCUAGGACUUCUCAAAGUGAAUUCAAGGAGUAUGGAGAAAUGAAGCGGAAUGGUUGGACCGCUGAAGACAUUCUAGACCGCGAGUCUGCUCAGAUUUCAGACCCGUUUCGGAAGAAGUACGAUCGCCCCUUCCAAGAGUUCGGGAUUUCAGGAGAUGCAAGUGCUUGGCAAGUCGUCUACACUAUACACGGUGAAGACGUGACUAUUUUCAAAAAUGGGAAGACCCUUCAAUUUUCAGCUAGCUAUGCUGAGUCCCAAGUCAUGAUCAAUUGCGCUGAUCGUGCCCUUGUCGUGUGGUCCUUCGAUAGUCCCCGUGGGAUGGGAAAGGAGCCACCACCCCUAGGACUGAUGUCGGAUGUAAUGUUCCUUGAAUACAAGAGAGUGUGUCUUGACCGGGGACACAACCAACCCCUGAAGACCGUGAUUAUCGAUUCGGUCAUCAACCGUCCUACCAUCGAUGUCCUGGAAAAGAUCCUUGGGUCCAGCAACGAGCCUACCCCCUGGCCUGGCUUACGGCAUCGAUAUGACGAUGCCAACCCGGACAACAAGGAGAAGUUCCUCGUACUUCAGGGUGUGCCAGUUUCUAUGGUCUGGGGCUGGUUCUUGAAUCAACAUAAAGAGCAGCUCGGCCUGAGAAGAAUUUCCGCCAUCACUAUCUUUGGGUUACAAGGAGAGAUCCAUAUUCUUUACCGAAUGGAAGAUGCCGAUUCAGGGCCACAAUGCAGUUUUACACCAAGUGGAUCUGGAAGUGGUGGCAGACGCCUUCGACCUCGACAAAAUUCUCCUACGGAAUUCCUUGACGCGGUAGAGCGAGGCCAGAAUUUGGAAGCCCUCUUUUCCAAGUCCAACGACCAACUGAAUAAAGGCUGUCGGUGGCCCGAGGACCCAGCGUUUGGCGAUGCCACAGGUGCCCAAAGUCCCUUUUCGGACCCCAACGACCUGUUCAAAUAUGGGUGGAACGUACGAGAAUCGACCGGAGACAAGAGAUUUUUGGACAUUGUCGACAAAUACGUCCCCAUAGUCUCCGACCUUGGCUUAUCAGCCCGUUUGACUGCCCCUCCGUGGGAAGGGUCCAAUAUUAAGCAAGACGCACCUGCUAAAGUGAAGUCCAAAGACGGAUCUGACGAGAUCUUGUUUCAACCAACCGGUGCAUCAUGGAGGGCGACUCACAAUGUGGACAUCGGCGUCCUCAUCAUCUCCAACGUCUACACUACAGAGUUCGUCACAAGGGGGACCCGCGAAGGUCGAGCAAUGGUCCCACUCCGAGAGAAGUACGACCUAGCUUUCCUGGAAUGGGAACGAGCCAUCCAGUAUCGGAAAAAGGAAACCAGGAGCCUAGCAUACAUUUUCGACGCCGGUAUCAAAACAGCGACUACCAAGAACAUCACUCAACAGUGCUUGAAAUCAGUCGGGAGGAAUGAAUUUCCUCCGUGGCCAGGUUCCGGGUUUUGGCCUGAAAAUGAGGCUCGACCAACGACUCUCGAGCAGUGUGAAGAGAGUGUUCGAGAGACUUACUAA